AUGCAGAAUUUCUCACACACGAUAUGGAUGGGUGACUUGGAACCCUUCAUGGAUGAAACCUUCAUUCGCCAAGCAUUUGAGUUUCAUGAUGAGAAAGUGGUUAGCGUCAAAAUAAUCCGUAAUAAAGCUACAGGUCAAACUCUCGGCUAUGGCUUUGUCGAGUUUCUUGAUAGCACCGCUGCAAGAGAUGCAAUGCUUAAACUAAAUGGAAAGCCGAUUCCUGGAAUUCCUACUCGUCGUUUCAAGCUUAAUCACGCCAGCUAUGGAAAGGAGAAUACUGCUGGUGAAUUUUCCCUGUUUGUUGGGGAGUUAACAGAAGAUGUGGAUGACCUAAUCCUUUUCAAUGCCUUCAAGAAGUAUCCUUCAUGUAGAUCAGCUAAGGUCGUCAUGAAUAAUGGAAAAAGUCGUGGGUACGGUUUCGUGCGUUUUGCAGCCGAGGCAGAUAUGGACAAGGCACUUAUUGAAAUGCAAAAUUUCUCUGGGCUCGGCUACAAACCCAUUCGUGUUAGUCUUGCCAUUCCAAAAAGAUACGCCGCUGAUGGUCAACUCAUUCAAGCAGCCAAAGAUGAACAAGCUGCGGCUGCUGCUGCUUCAUCUCAUCUUCCACUGGGAAUGGCAGAUCCCUUCACAGCCGCCGUGGCUGCUGCAGUGAGUGGAAGUUCGCAGGCCCAGGCAGAGUACUAUCAAGCCUAUGCCCAAUACUACCAACAGUACUAUGCCUCCCAGUAUGCCCAAUAUGGCUAUAGUGGUUCGAGUGGCGGAGCGGCGGGUGAUGCCACAGGGGAACAAGCAAUCGCUGCUGCUGCGGCCAAUCUCACAGCUUCAUACGGAGGUGUUUUUGCAGCAGCAGCAGCUGCUGCUACUGGUGCUGAGGAUCCCCUAUAUGAGCACACACCUGAACCUUCUUCCCUGUCUGCUGCAUUUGAUCGUCCACGUCAUAUACAAGAUCUGGAUGAGUGUUUCUGCUUCCUGGAGUCGUCAAGGUGGAACUACACCAAUCCAGAUGCCCCCUUACUUGUCAGUUCUGUACCUUAUUAA
This is a messenger RNA of Rodentolepis nana, 1038 nucleotides long. Lineage: Eukaryota; Metazoa; Platyhelminthes; Cestoda; Cyclophyllidea; Hymenolepididae. The record is from the annotation of a GenBank genome assembly.